Molecule: messenger RNA, 2417 nt
Organism: Pogoniulus pusillus (Red-fronted tinkerbird)
Lineage: Eukaryota; Metazoa; Chordata; Aves; Piciformes; Lybiidae
Gene: SMARCD1
Product: SWI/SNF related, matrix associated, actin dependent regulator of chromatin, subfamily d, member 1
Exons: 13
Coding region: 1-1557 (518 amino acids)
Biological process (GO): regulation of transcription by RNA polymerase II
Cellular component (GO): SWI/SNF complex; nucleus
Molecular function (GO): transcription coregulator activity
Source: RefSeq, a predicted model, not a curated record
AUGGCGGCGCGGGCAGGCUUCCAGUCGGUGGCUCCCGGCGGCGGCGGCGGCGGUGGCGGUGGCGGUGGCGGGGCCGCUGCCGGGGCUGGCGCGCUGGGUCCGGGCACGCCGGGCGGGCCGGUACGCAUGGGCCCGGCGCCGGGCCAGGGCCUGUAUCGUUCGCCGUUACCGGGAGCCGCUUACCCGCGCCCCGGGAUGUUACCGGGCAGCCGUUUGGCGCCGCAGGGCCCCUCCAUGGGGCCGCCCGGUUACGGCGGGAGCCCGGCGGUGCGACCCGGUAUGGCGCAGGCCAGCCUGGAGCAGGCUCGCAAGAGGCCUGCGCCGCAGCAGCUCCAGCAGGUGCAGCCGCAGGCGGUGCCCAACCGCAACCACAAUGCCAAGAAGAAGAAGAUGGCUGACAAGAUCCUGCCUCAGAGGAUCCGAGAGCUGGUCCCUGAGUCCCAGGCCUACAUGGACCUGUUGGCCUUUGAGAGGAAGCUGGACCAGACCAUCAUGAGGAAGCGCCUGGACAUCCAGGAGGCUCUCAAGCGUCCCAUCAAGCAAAAGAGGAAGCUUCGCAUCUUCAUCUCCAACACCUUCAACCCAGCCAAGUCGGACGCAGAGGACGGCGAAGGAACUGUUGCCUCCUGGGAGCUGCGGGUGGAAGGGAGGCUGCUGGAGGAUUCUGCUCUUUCCAAGUACGAUGCCACCAAGCAGAAAAGAAAGUUCUCCUCCUUCUUUAAGUCUCUGGUCAUUGAGCUUGACAAAGACCUCUAUGGGCCUGACAAUCACCUGGUAGAGUGGCACAGGACUGCCACGACUCAGGAGACAGAUGGCUUCCAGGUGAAGAGGCCAGGGGACGUCAACGUGCGCUGCACAGUGCUCCUGAUGCUGGACUACCAGCCUCCCCAGUUCAAGCUGGACCCUCGCUUGGCUCGGCUGCUGGGGAUCCACACGCAGACCCGCCCGGUCAUCAUCCAGGCCCUCUGGCAGUACAUCAAGACCCACAAGCUGCAGGACCCCCACGAGAGGGAGUUUGUCAUCUGUGACAAGUACCUGCAGCAGAUUUUUGAAUCCCAACGGAUGAAGUUCUCAGAAAUCCCACAGAGGCUUCAUGCACUGCUGAUGCCCCCAGAGCCCAUCAUCAUCAACCAUGUCAUCAGUGUGGAUCCAAACGACCAGAAGAAGACAGCUUGCUAUGACAUUGAUGUGGAGGUGGAUGACACCUUAAAGACUCAGAUGAAUUCCUUUCUGCUUUCCACUGCCAGCCAACAGGAAAUUGCUGCUCUGGAUAACAAGAUCCACGAGACAAUAGAGACAAUUAACCAGCUGAAGACCCAGCGGGAGUUCAUGCUGAGCUUUGCCCGAGAUCCUCAGGGCUUCAUCAACGACUGGCUGCAGUCCCAGUGCAGGGACUUAAAGACCAUGACUGAUGUCGUUGGGAAUCCUGAAGAGGAGAGGAGAGCUGAGUUCUACUUCCAGCCCUGGGCUCAGGAAGCUGUCUGCAGAUAUUUCUACUCCAAGGUGCAGCAAAGACGACAGGAGCUGGAGCAGGCCCUGGGCAUCCGUAACACAUAGGCUGCCUCUCUGCUGCCCAGCCAGGAGGCAUCACAGCUGCUUGUGGAGGCAGAGCUGAGGCUGACAUCAUCCCACUCCAACGAGGUCUGCAUCCUGAUCCAUCCUGGCAUUGUCUCAGCUGGGGCAACUCCAGGGACCCCUGGGAUCUCCUGGGCUGUACCAUGCAGGACAGGUUCCAAGGAACACACAUUUCUACCUGAUUUUACUUCCUGACUGUUGCCUUGCCAGGGCUCUGCACUGCCUGUAGUGUCCCCUGUAGCCAGCACCACUGCUGACCUGAAGCCUUUUCUCCAGUUCAGAAGCCCCAGCCCCUUCCCUCCCCAGCUAGCACUUAGCUGUGGGGCACCUGAGACCUGGAGCUGCUCUAGGGGGGGAACUUGUGGGGCUGGGCUCUUCUCCUGCAUCAUUUGAUAGCAAGAUGGCAGGAGCUGAGAUACCUCCUUGCCCUCCCUCCCUCAGGGGGUGCUGCUGCACUGGGCUGCCUCAGGGCUGCUCCUUGAGGGAUUCCUGGGCUGCCUAGAGAAUUGCUUCUUUCCCUCUGCCCUUCUGCUUUCCCUCCUCUUUGCCCCUUCUCCUUUUCCUUCUCUUUGCCCCUUCUCCUUUUCCCCCCUCUUUGCCCCUUCUCCUUUUCCCCCCUCUUUGCCCCUUCUCUUCCUCCCCCCCUUUGCCCCUUCUCCUUUUCCCCCCUCUUUGCCCCUUCUCCUUUCCCCCUCUCUUUGCCCCUUCUCCUUUUCCCCCCUCUUUGCCCCUUCUCUUUUCUCCCCUCUUUGCCCCUUCUCCUUUCCCCCCCUCUUUGCCCCUUCUCCUUUUCCCCCCCCCUUUGCCCCUUCUCCUUUCCCCCCCCCUUUGCCCCUUCUCCU